This is a messenger RNA of Triplophysa rosa, 1313 nucleotides long. It is a transcript of the gene tifa, whose product is annotated as TRAF interacting protein with forkhead associated domain. The transcript has 2 exons. The record is from RefSeq and is a predicted model, not a curated record. Lineage: Eukaryota; Metazoa; Chordata; Actinopteri; Cypriniformes; Nemacheilidae. Gene Ontology annotation, biological process: canonical NF-kappaB signal transduction. Gene Ontology annotation, molecular function: protein binding. Bases 160 to 729 code for a protein of 189 amino acids.
GGGAGUUUUUGAGAGUCACGUUUAAGGGUGGGAUCAGCGAUGAUGCAAUCAUGUCUUUGUGUGAGUGUUAUAGCGAUCUCCAGUACAAAGCAACAGCCCGUUAGUUGACGUUCGAGGCGAACAGCUCUUCAGGAAAGUUUUCCACCUUCAUCUGAUAAAAUGAAUGGCAUAGAAACUGAAGAAUUGCUCACAUGUCUCCAUGUGAACCUCUUCCACCCUGAUCAAGCCUCCCAUCCUUUGUUUCACAGCCUGCCCCUAAAUAACCCACACACUAUGGAUGCUGAAGAUCCCUUAAGACUUGGUCGUGACGGACAGGCCUGUACGUUUGUCCUAAAUGACACAUGUGUUUCUAGAAAACAGCUCUCAAUACAGGCAUAUAAGAAAGCCGGCAGCACCUGUUUGAGCUUUUUUAUCCAGAACAUGAGCCAGAAGGGUAAACUUGUGGUUGGUGGGUCUGAACUGAGAUACCUUGAAAGAGCUGAACUUGAUGACAAGGUUCUUCUCCGGUUUGGGAGAUAUGAACUGUUGAUUUUCCAGGAGCUAGGAGAGUCACAGACUAAAUUUGAUGUGCUGUUUCAAACAUGCAAUACACCCCCCUCACAGGAAAUGGGUGUAGAUGUGCCUUGCAGGCAACCCAUUAUGGUUAGUAGUGGGCUAUGGAGAAAUUUUCAAAAUGGAGAACCUACAAGCCAAGAUCCACUGGAGUCAGAUGAGACAAUACUAGUAUAGUUGGUCUCCUGCUGCACUGGUUGAUAAAGAUUAAGGCUGGAGUUAGAGUAUGAACAAUGAUUAGAGUAUGAAACCUUUAUCUGUCUUUUAACAAAUUAAGAAAAGACAUUCUAGAUUUUACAUACAUUUGUUCAUUAUUAAUAACAUUAAUAUUAUUAAAACAAUAGCAAUAGAAGUAAUAGAAGUGUUAUCUAAGAAUCUAUAGAAUCUAUAUCUAAACUUUAGUUUAUGCUUUAGGUGUACAUUGCAUGCAUUGUUGUUUUCUUUUGUUAUGUCACUAUACUUGUUUUCUUGAAUAUUGAAUAUUUCUCUCACAAAUGCUCAGAUGAAAAUGAGCACUUUUCGUUAUUGCACGUGUUGAUCACAUCAGUGUGUUUUGUUUGUGUUUUGUAUUAUGUAGACUGUUACAUGAUGAAAUGUGAAUCCCAAGCUUUUUAAAAAUGUUACAUUAAUUCUGUGAUUAAACAGUUCUUUUGUUUUUAUUUAAAUAUAUUUUUUAACAUUAUUGGUAUAAUGUAACAAAACUUUAACCUUAUAACAAUCUAUGAUAAAUAAAAAUGGAAGAGAUGUUAUCUAUUAUAGUA